Saccostrea cuccullata (small rock oyster) is the source of this 621-nucleotide messenger RNA. Its product is annotated as histidine-rich glycoprotein-like. The transcript has a single exon. The coding region runs from base 1 to 621 and encodes 206 amino acids. NCBI's taxonomy places the organism in Eukaryota, Metazoa, Mollusca, Bivalvia, Ostreida, Ostreidae. The record is from RefSeq and is a predicted model, not a curated record.
AUGCCAAUACACCAUCUUAUCAUGACACGAUCCUGUCAUCACACCUUUAUGUCAACACACCAUUAUGUCAUCACACCAUCAUGUCAUCACACCUUUAUGUUAUCACACCAUCGUGCCAUCAUACCAUCCUAUCAACACACCAUCCUGUUAUCACAACAUCCUGUUAACACGUCAUCCUGUCACCACACCAUCCUGUCAUCACACUAUCCAGUCUUCACAUCAUCCUGUCAUCACACCAUCCUAUCAUCACACCAUCCUGUCAUAACACAAUCAUAUCAUCACAUUAUCGAGUCAUCAUAUCAUCAUGUCAUCAUACCAUCCUGUGAUCACACCUUUAUGUCAUCACACCAUCCUGUCAUAACACCAUCCUGUUAUCACACCACUCCUAUCAUUACUCCAUCAUGUCAUCACACCAUCCUGUCAUAUACCAUCAUAUCAUCCAACAUCAUGUCAUCACACCAUCAUGUCAUCCCACAUCAUGUCAUCACACCAUCCGUCAUAACACCAUCUUAUCAUCACACCAUCAUGUCAUCACACCAUCAUGUCAUUACACCACUCCUAUCAUUACACCACUCCUACCAUUACACCAUCACAUCUUGUCAUCACACCAUCCUGUCAUAA